AGCCCAAUCCAUUCGCUAAAACCCUUGGGGCAGUUUUUCUCUCCGAGCUUAAACCUAAAACCGUAAAACGCCUCCGUCGUCACUUAGCCACCACCGUCUCGUUCAAUUCCGAUUUGGUCAUUAACAAAGGUUUGAUUGUGAAAGAUGAGUUUGAUAUCCCAAAACGCUCGGUCUAAAAAUGAGGUCAAUAAGAACAAGAGGGAGGUUGAAGAUGAUGUCGAGAAUAAUGAUACUCUGGAAGUGAAGAAGAGGAAGAAAGAUCACGAGAGGGAACAGUCGGCAGUGGAACAAGUGAAAGAGAUGAAGAAGCUUGAGAACUUUUUGUUUGGUUCUCUAUAUUCCCCCCUUGUGUUUGGAAAGGAUGAUGAUGAAGUGGAACCUCGGAAGGCUGCCGAAAAAGUUUCUGAUUUGUUCUUCACUGACCGCUCUGCGGAUAGUGUUCUCACGGUUUACCAGGAAGAAGAUGCUGACUUGUCUGAGGGAAGUCAUGAUGAUGAUGACCACCCCUUGCAGAGGAAACCUGUGUGGGUGGAUGAUGAAGAAGAAAAUGCCACUGUGAACAUAGCCAAGGUUAACAGAUUAAGGAAGUUGAGGAAGGUUGAGGAUGAGGAUUUGAUCUCGGGUUUGGAGUAUGUGUCGAGAUUGCGGGCUCAGCAUGUUAAGCUUAACCCAGGUACUGAAUGGGCACGGGUUGAUUCUAGAAUAGAUAGAUCCUCUGAUGAUGAGUCGACGGAUGAUGAAAAUGAAGCUGUUGUGAGCCAAGGUUACGGGGAUAUGGAUGUGGAUGAUGUUCUCAGGACAAAUGAAGACCUGGUUGUGAAGAGUGGCUCAAAAUUGUUGCCAGGACAUCUUGAAUACUCGAGACUUGUGGAUGCAAAUAUUCAGGACCCUGCUAAUGGUCCCAUAAAUUCAGUCCAGUUCCAUCCGAAUGCGCAGUUGUUUCUUGCAGCUGGAUUGGACCGGAAGCUUAGAUUUUUUCAAAUUGAUGGCAAGCGGAACACCACAAUUCAGAGCGUCUUCCUUGAAGAUUGCCCCAUUCGAAAAGCCUCUUUUUUGCCAGAUGGAUCUCAGGUUAUAGUAUCGGGAAGAAGAAAGUUCUUUUAUAGUUUUGAUUUAGUUAAGGCUAGAGUUGAUAAAAUAGGUCCUCUGGUUGGUAGGGAAGAGAAGAGUUUGGAGGUUUUUGAGGUGUCUCCUGAUUCUCAAAUGAUAGCAUUUACGGGUAAUGAAGGAUAUAUUUUAUUGGUAUCAACAAAAACAAAGCAAUUGGUCGGUACUCUAAAGAUGAAUGGAACAAUCCGUUCCUUAGCUUAUACUGAGAAUGGACAAAAGUUAUUGAGUAGUGGUGGCGAUGGUCAGGUUUACCACUGGGAUCUGAGAACAAUGACUUGUCUGCAUAAAGGUGUAGAUGAAGGUUGCAUCAAUGGCACAACUCUUUGUACUUCACCAAGUGGGACUUAUUUUGCAGCUGGUUCAGACAGUGGAAUUGUGAAUAUUUACAAUAGAGAGGAAUUUCUUGGGGGCAAGAGAAAGCCUAUCAGGACCAUCGAGAAUUUGACUACAAAAGUGGUUUUCAUGAGAUUUAAUCAUGACUCUCAAAUAUUAGCAAUCUGUUCAGGCAUGAAGAAAAGCAGCUUAAAAUUAAUACAUAUCCCAUCGUAUUCUGUGUUCUCCAACUGGCCACCGUCAAACACGAGCUUGCAUUACCCGCGGUGUAUUGAUUUUAGUCCAGGUGGUGGAUUCAUGGCUGUGGGAAAUGCUUCAGGCAAAGUGUUAUUGUAUAAGUUGCACCAUUACCAGCAUGCCUAAGGUCAAUUUAAAUUCCUGGCAGGUUUUGAGAAUUUUGUUUGUAUUUUUUUGUUGGAAGUUGAGAUUAGAUUUGUAUUUUAUCAUUAUUAAUUAAUGAAGCUUCAGCGUUUCUUCUUUGAAGUUAGAAGUAACCAAGCUUCAUGUAUUUUAUCAUCAGUUUUAUUGCGAUUUAACUAUCUUUUUCUGA
Glycine soja is the source of this 1993-nucleotide messenger RNA. RefSeq names its product U3 small nucleolar RNA-associated protein 18 homolog. Gene Ontology annotation, molecular function: protein binding. The coding region runs from base 145 to 1806 and encodes 553 amino acids. Lineage: Eukaryota; Viridiplantae; Streptophyta; Magnoliopsida; Fabales; Fabaceae. The record is from RefSeq and is a predicted model, not a curated record. The transcript is spliced from 2 exons. Gene Ontology annotation, cellular component: Pwp2p-containing subcomplex of 90S preribosome; small-subunit processome. Gene Ontology annotation, biological process: rRNA processing.